Molecule: messenger RNA, 1331 nt
Organism: Drosophila kikkawai
Lineage: Eukaryota; Metazoa; Arthropoda; Insecta; Diptera; Drosophilidae
Product: GPN-loop GTPase 1
Molecular function (GO): GTPase activity
Source: RefSeq, a predicted model, not a curated record
CAUCCCUAAGAAGCGCACGUUUGCGCCAUCCUCUUUUGGCUUUUAUUUUGAUUUAAUUUCAUCAAAAAGUGAAAUUCCAAGUGAAAAUAAUGGCUGCUGGCGUGGAUAGCAUCAAAAUGGAGGCCCUGUCUUUGAGCGAGGGCAUCCGGGAGGCGCCCGUCUGCAUCAUAGUGCUGGGAAUGGCCGGCAGCGGGAAGACCACCUUUACGCGGAGUCUCAUCCAGCAUGCCCAGGAGAAGUUCAAUCCGUAUGUGGUUAAUCUGGAUCCCGCCUGCCGAGAAGUGCCAUAUGCCGCCCACGUGGAUAUCCGGGACACGGUCAACUACCGGGAGGUGAUGAAGCAAUAUCAAUUGGGGCCAAAUGGUGGCAUUGUGACGGCUCUUAAUAUGUUCACCACGAAAAUGGCCCAGUUUGCGGAGCUGGUAAGGCGAGCCGGAGAGCGCGGUCACAAAUGGUGUAUAAUCGACACACCCGGCCAGAUCGAGGUGUUCACCUGGUCCGCCUCGGGCAAUAUUAUCACCGAGGGACUGGCCACCAUGUUCCCCACCAUUGUAGUCUACGUAAUGGAUGUGGUGCGCAGCGCCUGCCCCACUACCUUCAUGUCCAACAUGCUCUAUGCCUGCUCCAUUCUGUACAAGACCCGACUGCCCUUCCUGGUGGCUCUCAAUAAGAUUGACCUUAAGGACUGCAGCUAUGUCCAGGAUUGGAUGACAGACUUUGAGGUCUUCCAGGAUGCCUUGGAGCAGGAGCAAAGCUUUGUGAGUAACCUCACACGCACCAUGUCCCUAACUCUGGAUACCUUUUACGAAAACCUCACCACCUGUGGCGUUUCGGCCAAAACGGGCGUGGGUUUUGCCCAGCUAAUCAAGCAUAUCCUGGACUGUGUGGUUGAAUACGACAAGGAUUACAAGCCGGUGUACGAGAAGAUGCGUAAGGAGCGACUGGCCGAGCAGCAGGCGGCGUUGUGCCCCAAGCCACCGGACAAUGUGGAAGAAGCGGGCGUGGCUGUUCCUUUGGGUUUAAAACUAAAUGAUCCUCCACCAAAUUCUGGCAACAGCAUAUUUCUCAUGGCACCCGGCCUGGUGCCCCAAUCCAACGAGGAGGAGGAGGUCGAGGACAUGGAGGAAGAUGCCAAAGGCUCUGCAGAGGAUCAGAACUUUCAGAGUUUUGUGCAGAGCCAUUUGACAGCUCAGCAAAGCAAAAGGGAUAAGUUGUUGCAGGAACAAUCUCAGUCUUAAAGUGAUAUGUAUAUGGAAAAUAUUUUAGAGAUCUUAAGCUUAAAAUAUAGAAUAUUUAAGAAAUUUCUGGAAAUUUCUUUGAAAACUUGAAAA